This is a messenger RNA of Stereum hirsutum FP-91666 SS1, 1614 nucleotides long. Its product is annotated as natural resistance-associated macrophage protein. Lineage: Eukaryota; Fungi; Basidiomycota; Agaricomycetes; Russulales; Stereaceae. The transcript is spliced from 11 exons. The coding region runs from base 1 to 1614 and encodes 537 amino acids. Gene Ontology annotation, cellular component: membrane. Gene Ontology annotation, molecular function: cadmium ion transmembrane transporter activity; manganese ion transmembrane transporter activity. The record is from RefSeq and is a predicted model, not a curated record. Gene Ontology annotation, biological process: intracellular manganese ion homeostasis; iron ion transport.
AUGCAGACAACAUUCCCUCAACCAGCCUUAGAGCCCAGUUUUGAAGGUAAUCAUACUGGCAGGAGAUCAAUCGCAAAAGUUCUAUUCGACCAUGUCGUGAACUUUACCGGCGUCGGGCUCGUGUGUGCCGUCGCUUACUUUGAUCCAGGGAACUGGGGCGUGGACUUGCAGGCUGGAUCUGAGUUCGGGUACAGGCUACUUUUUGUGGUCCUCCUAGCCGGCGUGUUCGCCGUCUUCUUACAGGUCUUGGCCAGCAAGUUGGGCGUUGUAACAGGUCUCGAUUUGGCGUCCCAUUGUCGUCUUCUCUUGCACGACCGCCCAAAUCACACCCGACUAUGGCGUUGGCUCGCACUCUACCCUCUUUAUGCCCUCUCAGAGAUCGCCAUCGUCAGCACCGAUCUCGCCGAACUUUUAGGUUCUGCCAUGGCGCUCUGCAUGCUGUUUCCUAAACUGCCAUUAUGGGCAGGCGUCGUUAUCACAUCCUCCGAUGUCCUCUUUAUACUUGCACUCGGAGACCCUUUACGAGGCCGCCCGGCGAGGUUCUUUGAGGCUAUCAUUGCUGGUCUUGUUUUGGCAGUCUUGAUAUGCAUGUGCAUCAUCAUUUCCAAAGUGGACGUCAGAUGGGAUGAUGCGUUCAAAGGAUUCGUUCCUUCAAAGUAUAUCUUCCAACAUGGAGGUUUAUACACCUCUGUCGGUAUCAUAGGAGCCACAGUUAUGCCUCACAGUCUAUUCAUUGGUUCGGCCCUCGCCACUCAAGACAGAAUGUCUUCCCUUCAAGACCUGGCUCGCUGGCUUAUGAGCCGUCUGCGCUCCGCUGGUCCUGUCAACUCGGAACAAUAUUCUUCAUCGCAUCCGAAGAAUCACUUGGAACGAGAGAACAAUAGUUUCGCGUUCGUGAGGACUCAUCUGUACCACGGAAUCGCAGAUCUCGUCGUCAGUCUCAUGGGCUUUGCUGUCAUCAUCAACUCAUUGAUUCUCAUUCUCGCAAGUGCGGUGUUUUACUACGGGAGCGGAGAACUUGGGGAUUCAGCAAGUCUUUUCGACGCGUACGACUUGCUCAAGGAAUUAUUGGGUAGUGGCGCCGCAACGAUCUUCGCCCUUGCGCUCCUCUGUGCUGGCCAAGGUUCUUCCAUUAUAGCCACAGUCGCAGGUCAGACAGUCUCCGAAGGAUUCAUCCACUGGCGCAUCUCUCCCGUCCUCCGCCGUCUCGUUACCCGACUCAUUGGCUUGGUACCUUCCACAAUCGUCGCAGUCGCAGUCGGUCGCCCAGGGAUAAACUCACUCCUCGUCAUAUCCCAAGUUAUAUUGUCUAUCGUUCUCCCAUUCAUCGUGCUGCCACUUCUCCUGCUCACGUCGUCGAAGACUGUGAUGCGGGUACGACACCCGGAUGCAGACAAGAGCGUGAUGAAGGACUCGUCCGAGUCGUCCUUGCAAUUGGACACGGACACAGUCACUUCGAACUUGGACGUGGACGUGGAACGUGCGGAGAUGGAUGGAUGGAUCGAUAUGAGCAAUGGGGUCGUCGUCGCCGGGAUAGGGUGGGCGAUUUGGCUGCUCGUGCUUGUGGCGAAUGGGUAUGUUCUUGUUGUGUUGAUGAUGGGUCAAGAGAGUUAG